This is a messenger RNA of Dovyalis caffra, 1752 nucleotides long. Lineage: Eukaryota; Viridiplantae; Streptophyta; Magnoliopsida; Malpighiales; Salicaceae. The record is from the annotation of a GenBank genome assembly.
AUGGGGAGUGUGUCUUCUGAUGAUGACGAUGGUUGUGGUAGUGAGGUGUGUGGGAGCUAUAGUUUGAGUGCUGAUGUCAGCGAGUCCGAGAGUUGUACCAGUACGAGUAGUUUUUCGUGUAGGCGAGGGUUUGGUCGUGAUGGUGGUGGUUCUGGUGCUGGUGCUGGUUCGAGUUCGAUGACCUCAUCUCCUCGUCCGGUGGGUGGAGGUUUCUGUUUUCCGGCACCGGUUAUGGUUCCGGUUAUUGGUGGUAAAGAUGUGGCGGUUUGGGACUCGAAGAAUGAGAAACGAGGAGAUAUUGAUUUAUCUGAAGCUGAAAUGAUGAAAGAAAGAUUUGCUAAGCUUCUACUAGGAGAGGACAUGUCUGGUGGUGGUAAAGGAGUCUGCACUGCACUUGCCAUCUCAAAUGCCAUCACAAAUCUAUCUGCAACUGUUUUUGGCGAGUUGUGGAGGUUAGAGCCAUUGGCGCCACAAAAGAAGUCGAUGUGGAAAAGGGAAAUGGAAUGGCUGUUAUGUGUGAGUGAUUCGAUUGUUGAGCUUGUACCAUCGAUACAGCAAUUUCCUGGUGGGGGAACUUAUGAGGUUAUGGCAACUAGACCACGGUCGGAUUUAUAUGUGAAUCUGCCGGCGCUCAAGAAGCUGGAUGCUAUGUUGAUUAGUAUGCUUGAUGGGUUUUGUGAAACGGAGUUUUGGUAUGUUGAUCGGGGGAUAGUUUUGGCUGAUGGUGGUGAAUGUGAUGCAUAUCCAUCUGGUAUUUCUGGUGGGAGGCCUUCGAUUAGGCAGGAAGAGAAAUGGUGGUUGCCGUGUCCUAAACUGCCACCAAAUGGGUUGUCGGAUGAUGCAAGGAAGAGGCUGCAGCAGUGCAGAGAUUGCACCAAUCAGAUAUUGAAAGCAGCAAUGGCCAUUAAUAGUAGCGUGCUAGAUGAGAUGGAAAUACCUACUGCGUACAUGGAGACCUUGCCCAAGAAUGGAAAAGCUUGCCUUGGUGAUAUCAUCUACCGCUACAUAACUGCUGAGCAGUUCUCGCCAGAAUGCCUCCUUGAUUGUCUUGACCUUUCAACAGAGCAUCAUACUCUGGAAAUAGCAAACAGGAUUGAGGCAGCAGUGCAUGUCUGGAAGCAUAAAGAUCAUAAAAAACAUACUCAUAACGUGAAAAUCAAGCACACAUCAUGGGGUGGCAAGGUCAAGGGCCUUGUUGCAGAUACGCAUAAGAAUCAGAUAUUGGCCCAACGAGCUGAAACUCUCCUACAGAGCUUAAGGCUUCGUUUCCCUGGUCUCCCGCAAACAGCUUUGGAUAUGAACAAGAUUCAAUAUAACAAGGAUGUUGGGCAAUCAAUUCUUGAAAGCUACUCAAGAGUAAUGGAGAGCUUGGCCUUCAACAUUAUGGCAAGGAUUGACGAUGUUCUUUAUGUAGAUGAUGCUACCAAGCAAUGUGCUGCAGCAGAAUCGUUGUCUCUCUUCAACAGAGGAGGGUUAGGAGGUCUUCCCAUCCAGAAGAGAAUGUCGCCUAGCCCCUUCUCAAUUCAACAAAGCCCUUUUGCCUCUCCAUUUGCAACCCCAACGUAUUGUGCUUCGACUCCAGUGUCUGGAAGCCCUGAAAGGGUGACUCCCUCUCUAAAGAGGGGAAAACCUAAGGAAACACCUGAUCGAAAGUUUGAAAAACCACUAUCAUCCGACUUUGAGAGGGUUUGGUCAUACACCGGCAACCUAAGUUCAAGAAGAGUUUCUGGGAUUGCUCCUGAAAGAGAUUGA